This is a messenger RNA of Setaria italica (foxtail millet), 2248 nucleotides long. Its product is annotated as proline-rich receptor-like protein kinase PERK1. The transcript is spliced from 9 exons. Gene Ontology annotation, biological process: protein phosphorylation. The coding region runs from base 849 to 1949 and encodes 366 amino acids. NCBI's taxonomy places the organism in Eukaryota, Viridiplantae, Streptophyta, Magnoliopsida, Poales, Poaceae. Gene Ontology annotation, molecular function: protein kinase activity; ATP binding. The record is from RefSeq and is a predicted model, not a curated record.
UCAUGUUCUUCUCCCCCCCGGCAAUCAUUGGCUUGGCUCCCCUCGGCCCGUCCCCAUUUUCAAUCCCACCGGUUUCCCUAUUCAAUUCCAUUUGUUUUUGUUGCCCGCUUUGAUCGAACGGCGGCGCAUUGCGGCAAAGAUAGAUUCAUGAAUGUAGACGAAGGGGAAAGAAUCGAAGAACUAAUAAGAUAAAAUGGGGGGAAAUCUGCUGCGUCGGCGCAGUGUCGCUAUCCCAACGAAUUGUCGCCUCCGGUUCAAUCAUUGGGAGAUCCAUCCGGUUCUAGUUCUGGGGUCACACAAGCCCACACUCAAGAGCCGCCGGAUAAAGCUGGGGAUUUUCUUGGCUGUUUUGUUUUCACCUGCAACGGCCGCGCCAAGCCCGCGUUUUUUAGCAUCCUCCGCUCCGCUUUCCGCUGAUGCCUACAGCUCAACCCGGCCAGUUUAUGUAUAUAUACAGGCAAUGUUUAUUUGCUGCGGGUUUCCAAUUCCGAUCCGCCCCACCGGUGAGUGUAUUCUCCUUCACUUUUCUUGUGGGCGCUCCCCUCCCCAUUCCUCCCUCCCCAAAACCUCACAGCUCAUCUCGCCCACAAUCACUUGCCAGUACAGCGAUAGACCCACCUGAGGAGAGUAGGAGGAGGACGCAGAGGAGGAAAAAGACGGGGCAGAGUCAAGAAUCGGUGGAACAAGUUUUGCUGUCUGCAGAAUGGAUUCAGCAUUUGAUGCUGGUGCUGCGCUUGGACGGGAAUGAUGCCACGAGGCCUGGGCGAUCUGCAGGUUUCCGAUCUGCAGACUUCAUCACUGCGGCUACAAAGAUUAUUGCCCUAUUCUGGGAGGAUAUCCAGUAAUAGAUGUCAGGACUUCUUGCAGCAGCUCUAGGAGGUGCUGUAGGAGGCUUGACACUACUAUGUAUUGUCACAGUUGUAAUUGUACUUUGCCUGCAGUAUCGCAGAAGAACUUCAGACUCUUCAGAAAGUGGCUCAUCAGGUCAAGCUCUACCAGAGUUGCAGGGAGCAAGAUGUCUGACUUUGGAGGAACUAAAUUUGGCUACAAGGAAUUUCAGCAAUGCAAAUCUUAUUGGACAGGGAAUGUUUGGAGAGGUAUACAAGGGUUUGCUCCAGGAUGGCACGAUUGUAGCUGUUAAAAGACGGCAUGCUCCUCCUAGCCAGGAAUUCGUUCAAGAGGUUAAUUACCUAUCAUCUCUCCAGCAUCGGAACCUUGUAAAACUUUUGGGGUACUGCCAGGAGAAUGUUGUGCAGAUGCUUGUUUAUGAGUAUAUCCCCAAUGGCAGUGUCUCAACACAUUUGCAUGGUUACAGCCACGCUCCAGGUGUAAGGCUAGAAUUCAAGCAUAGACUUUCUAUAGCUCAUGGAGCUGCUAAAGGCCUGAGCCACCUGCAUUCGCUGACGCCCCCUGCGAUCCAUAUGAACUUCAAAACUUCUAAUGUACUUGUGGAUGAGGAUUUCAUACCAAAAGUUGCGGAUACUGGGAUUCCAGGCUUGCUUGAUCGACUCGGUGUUACAGGACUAUCUUCCAGAACACCUAAUGAUCCAUUUGUUGAUCCUCGAAUGAGGGAAUCCAUGAACUUGAACUUUUCCAUACAAAGCGAUGUUUACAGUUUUGGUGUGUUCCUUGUGGAGUUGGUGAGCGGACGGAGAGCCGUGUCUGAUCAAAACAUCAUUCAAUGGGUGCAGAACUUCCAGGAAUCAAGUGAUAUCUCUGCAAUUGCAGACAACAGAAUGACCAGUAGUUUCACCUCUGAAAGCAUGAAAGAAUUGCUGCGCUUGGCAUCGUGGUGCGUGAACCCAAUGAGUGAGCAGCGUCCGUCGAUGAGCCUGGUGGAGGCUGAAAUACACCGGAUUCGGGAGCAGGAGAUCAGCUUGACGACAGUCAUGACAGGACGCACCCCAACUGUGACUCUAGGCAGUCAGCUCUUCAGAACAUCAAGGUGAAGGAACGGAAUGCCUAGCAUCUUGUAGCAAAGCUAGUUCUCUCACCAGGGCAGUAGAUUAGCCUUGUUCUCUUCCAAAAGAUUUCCCUUGUCUUCAUAGCGAGUCAGCUGCAUCUCAAGUGUACAAAAAAGGAACAGCUGCAAGGCUUACCUUUUUUUUUUCUUACCCUGGUGGUUUCUUUUUCGUUCUUCCCUUUUUUUCUCCUGCAAAGGUUUUAAGGAAGAAUGACAUUUCUUUUUGUUGAAUAAUAAUAAGAUUGGGUGGGUGGUGGCAAACAGGCAGUUCUAAAUGUUCAGUUA